AUGACAUUUCAGUCAGGUGAGCAAGUUCUUCUUAAAGUGUCACCCAUAAAGGAGGUGAUGAGAUUCGGCAAGAAGGGCAAGCUCAAUCCUCGAUACAUCGGUCCAUUUAAGAUUCAUGAUUGUGUAGGGCUAGCAGCUUAUAGGUUUUCUUUACCGCCUAGCCUAUCUGGAGUCCAGCCAGUGUUCCAUGUGUCUAUGUUGAAGAAGUAUCAUAGGGACGGAGAUUACAUCAUAAAGUGGGACUCAGUUUUGUUAGACAAUGACCUUCAGUAUAAGGAGGAACCAGUUGCAAUUCAUGAUCGCGAUGUCCAGAAGCUGAGGACCAAGGAGAUAAAUUUCGUAAAGGUUCAAUGGAAGCAUCGUCCGGUUGAGAAAGCCACUUGGGAAACCGAGAAGGACAUGCGAGACAAGUACCCCCAGUUAUUCAACUAUUCAGACCAAGAACAAGCUGAAAGACUUUGGAAAGGGAAGGCUCAAGUGUCUUGGGAGUAUUCAGGCUUGGUUUCGAGGCAGGCAGCUACUGACAGACCUCAGUUAGGAGAUUAUUGA
Molecule: messenger RNA, 549 nt
Organism: Solanum stenotomum
Lineage: Eukaryota; Viridiplantae; Streptophyta; Magnoliopsida; Solanales; Solanaceae
Exons: 3
Coding region: 1-549 (182 amino acids)
Source: RefSeq, a predicted model, not a curated record